AUGGCAGCCAAGAAGACCACCACUGCACCUGCACCGGGCGCGACAGGAACGACCACGAGCAACAUCGUCACAUCCGCCUCCUCAGCGCCCACCUCGUCUAAGAAGACGGGCAGCUCGCAGCCAUGGAAUACCGUUUUGCUGAAUGUCGUCGAUUAUUACGAGGAUAACACGCCCCAGCGGACAAAGCUCAUUGAUGUUUUCAUGGCAUUCCUGGUGGUUGUUGGUGGAUUGCAAUUCUUGUACUGCGUUCUAGCGGGUAACUACCCUUUCAAUGCUUUCCUGUCUGGAUUUUCCGCCACCGUUGGCCAAUUUGUCCUCACUGCAUCGCUGCGCAUCCAGACCACCGAGUCCAACAAGUCCGAUUUCCCAUCCGUCUCGCCCGAGAGAGCAUUUGCCGAUUAUGUGGUGGGAAGCCUGAUUUUACACUUCUUCUGCAUCAACUUCAUAAACUGA
Pseudomassariella vexata is the source of this 453-nucleotide messenger RNA. RefSeq names its product DAD family-domain-containing protein. Gene Ontology annotation, cellular component: oligosaccharyltransferase complex; membrane. Gene Ontology annotation, biological process: protein N-linked glycosylation. Bases 1 to 453 code for a protein of 150 amino acids. Lineage: Eukaryota; Fungi; Ascomycota; Sordariomycetes; Amphisphaeriales; Pseudomassariaceae. The record is from RefSeq and is a predicted model, not a curated record. The transcript has 3 exons.